Messenger RNA from Galeopterus variegatus (Sunda flying lemur), 1481 nucleotides. RefSeq names its product ciliary neurotrophic factor (gene CNTF). The transcript is spliced from 2 exons. The coding region runs from base 576 to 1178 and encodes 200 amino acids. Gene Ontology annotation, molecular function: ciliary neurotrophic factor receptor binding; growth factor activity; cytokine activity. Lineage: Eukaryota; Metazoa; Chordata; Mammalia; Dermoptera; Cynocephalidae. Gene Ontology annotation, cellular component: axon. The record is from RefSeq and is a predicted model, not a curated record. Gene Ontology annotation, biological process: negative regulation of neuron apoptotic process; positive regulation of tyrosine phosphorylation of STAT protein; astrocyte activation.
UUACCUCAGAAUUAUUCUCAGGCUCAAAUGAAGUUUCUUUAAAGCCUUUUAGCACAGUGUCUGACCAGUGGUAGAUGCUUAAUAAAUGGUAGCUAUAUCAAUAAUAAUUAAUAUUAUUGAAUAUUUUGUCAGGCCAAAAGAAAAGGACAUGGGGAGCAUAAGAAAGGGUGAUAAAAUGAACUAAUUAUAUGUGUAUAUGAAAUAGAUUACAUUAGGCAGGGGUGUCAUGAGGAUUAGUGUGAUAGUGACCUUGUUGCUAAGUGCAAAAGCAAAACAAUGACAUAAAAACAAGUGUGCUAAGUACUAAGUGGAGAAGAAAUGGAGGCAAACACUGUAGGGGAAAAAAAAAACUGAUUAAAAAGGGCCCUUUGAUUCCACAAGCACAAAAAUCCACAGCCAGGAAUUUGCUGCCACCUCUGAGUCAGGCAGGGGGUGGGGGUGGGGGUGGGGUGCACAAUCCCAUUAGUAGAGAAUGCCCAGUGGAUUUAGUCUGUGAGAGUCACAUUUCUUAUUUGGACCAGUGUAGACAGAAGCAAACCCAGCUCACUUGCUUCCUGGGACAGUUGAGUUAGGGGAUGGCUUUCACAGAGCAUUCAUCACUGACCCCUCACCGCCGGGACCUCUGUAGCCGCUCUAUCUGGCUAGCAAGGAAGAUUCGUUCAGACCUGACUGCUGUUAUGGAAUCUUAUGUGAAGCAUCAGGGUCUGAACAAGAACAUCAACCUGGACUCUGUGGAUGGCGUGCCAGUGGCAAGCACUGAUCGGUGGAGUGAGCUGACCGAGGCAGAGCGACUCCAAGAGAACCUCCAAGCUUAUCGUACCUUCCAUGUUAUGUUGGCCAGGCUUUUGGAAGACCAGCAGGUGCAUUUUACCCCAGCUGAAGGUGACUUCCAUCAAGCUAUACAUUCCCUUCUACUCCAAGUUGCUGCUUUUGCUUACCAGAUAGAGGAGUUAAUGGUGCUCCUGGAACACAAGAUCCCCUCCAGUGAGGCUGAUGGGAUUCCUGUUGUUGUUGGAGAUGGUGGUCUCUUUGAGAAGAAGCUGUGGGGCCUAAAGGUGCUGCAGGAGCUUUCACAGUGGACAGUGAGGUCCAUCCAUGACCUUCGUGUCAUUUCUUCUCAACAGACUGGGAUGCCAGCACAUGGGAGCCGUUAUAUUGCUAAGGACAAGAAAAUGUAGCAGUUAGCUUCCUUGCUUUCUUUUCUAAGGGAAUAUACAAGUUCUCUGGGUCCUCAUUUUCCCAUCUUAAGUUUUUGAAAACCUUUAAGACCACAGGCAUUUUCAUCAGAUAGGGUUGGACACAUGCACAAAUGGGCAUACAGGUUUAGUCUGGGUUGGGUGCGUGCGUGCGUGCGUCGGUAUGUGUGUGAUGGAGGAUGUAGGGAAAUGGGAGUGGGGACAGCAUUCUUCCACCUCAGUGCUCUGACCUUUCUAACCACUAAUUAACCUUUAUAGGCAUUUGACAGCCUUACAGACAGAUAA